AUAACAACACAAAAAUAUCACUAUAAAAUGGGCUGUGCUUUAAGAAAGCAAGAAAGGAUAUAUGAAGAUCAUGUUGUACUCGCAGCUCAAACACAUUUUUCUUUUGAAGAUGUCAAGACCUUAAGUGAACUCUUCAGAAAAUUAAGCUGUUCUAUUAGCAAUGAUGGCUUUAUUAGCCGAGAAGAGUUCCAGCUUGGAUUGUUCAGAGAUAGCAGGAAGCAAUCUCUGUUUUCAGACAGGAUGUUCCAGUUGUUUGACUCCAACAAUGAUGGGCUAAUAGACUUUGGCGAGUUUAUUCGUACACUAAGCAUUUUCCAUCCUGAUGCUUCUCAAGCAGAGAAAAUUGCCGUUGCAUUUAAAUUGUAUGACUUAUGGCAAAGAGACUUCAUUGGACGUGAAGAGGUGAAGGAGCUGAUUUUAGCAUUAUUAUAUGAAUCAGAAUUGAUACUCACUGAUGAUAUAGUUGAAGCUAUUGUCGACAAGACAUUUGAGGAGGCAGAUUCUAAAGGGGAUGGAAAGAUAGAUAUAGAAGAGUGGAAUAAUUUUGCUGCUCUAAAUCCAUCUUUAUUGAAGAACAUGACAAUUCCGUAUCUCAAGGACAUCACAGCUGCAUUUCCUAGUUUUGUGCUGAAUACAGAAAAGAAUGAUGAGAUUUACAAGGAUUUCUGAGUUAUAUAUAAUUAAGGAAAAUGCAGUUGCUUUGCCGAGUUGUGAAUAAACAACUAAGUUUAACUGCACGAAUAUCAAAGGAAAAAAUUGAACUUUUUCUAAGAAUACAAUUGUUAGGUUGUAAAAUGCAAAAUGUUUCCCUAACAAUGUAUUCUUGAAAAUUUUCUGGUUUUGUAGUUCAUUGCAAAUGUUAUUUUAGUUAUAUGUACCUUAUGAGGUCGGGAUGCCACGUCAUCUGCUCGCUUCGCUAAAAUUUUACUAUGUAUAUAAUAUAUCUGUGAAAUAACGGAUAUAUUAAAGCGAUGGCACCUAGAAUUAACAAAGUCGAUGUGGGUCUUUGAUCUCGCGAAUGCGAGAUCAAAUGCAUGUUAUUCUU
This is a messenger RNA of Nicotiana attenuata, 1045 nucleotides long. RefSeq names its product calcineurin B-like protein 7. Bases 28 to 669 code for a protein of 213 amino acids. Gene Ontology annotation, biological process: calcium-mediated signaling. The transcript has 8 exons. Gene Ontology annotation, molecular function: calcium ion binding; kinase binding. NCBI's taxonomy places the organism in Eukaryota, Viridiplantae, Streptophyta, Magnoliopsida, Solanales, Solanaceae. The record is from RefSeq and is a predicted model, not a curated record.